Molecule: messenger RNA, 2096 nt
Organism: Labrus bergylta (ballan wrasse)
Lineage: Eukaryota; Metazoa; Chordata; Actinopteri; Labriformes; Labridae
Source: RefSeq, a predicted model, not a curated record
UUUAUUUUUUUUUUAAUGAAAAAUCACCCAAAUUACAGCUUUAGAAAUAUAAGAGCAGAAAAGCAUCAAAAAGAGAAAUUCUUGUUGUUCUUGUUUUCCUCUCUUUUCAGGUUCCUGGUGAAGCUGCAGGAGUUUAACUACCAGCUUAAAGUCAAGGCGAUGUUUGACAAAGAUGUUACAGAAAAGAAAGGGUUUCGAAAGUUCAACAUUUUGGGAACAAAUACCAAAGUUAUGAACAUGGAGGAGUCGAACGGCAGCCUGGCAGCAGAGUUCAGACAUUUACAACUAAAAGAGCAGAAAGUUGCCGGCAACCGAACAAACGAGGGUCCUCUGGUUGUCACCGAGGAGCUUCACUCGCUCAGCUUCGAGUCGGAGCUGCAGCUCAACCAGUCAGGACUCAACAUCAAACUGGAGGCCAUGUCCCUGCCUGUUGUUGUCAUCUCUAACGUCUGUCAGCUGCCCAGCGGCUGGGCCUCCAUCCUCUGGUACAACAUGCUGACCUCCGAGCCCAGGAAUCUGAAGUUCUUCCUCAGCCCUCCGCAGGCCAAGUGGUGUCAGCUGUCCGAGGUCCUCAGCUGGCAGUUCUCCUCCGUCACCAAGCGAGGCCUGAACCAGGAGCAGCUCAACAUGCUGGCUGACAAACUGCUCGGAGCCAAAGCCAAGAGGAACCCAGAGGGACAAAUCCCCUGGACCAAGUUCUGCAAGAGUGCGAACGAGAAAGCGUAUUCCUUCUGGUUGUGGAUCGAAGGAAUCCUGGAUGUGAUUAAAAGACACCUGCUUUCCCUUUGGAAUGACGGCUCCAUCAUGGGCUUCAUCAGUAAGGAGAGGGAGAAGGCUCUGCUCAGUGAUAAGUGUCCCGGGACCUUCCUGCUCAGGUUCAGUGAGAGCAGCAGAGAGGGAGCCAUCACCUUUACCUGGAUCGAAUACGACCUCUGCAACAAGCCGCUCUUUCACUCUGUGGAGCCGUACACGAAGAAGGAGCUGUCAGCCGUCUCUCUGCCCGACAUCAUCCGUACCUACAAAGUGAUGGCUGCCGAGAACAUCCCCGAGAACCCGCUCCGCUUCCUCUACCCCAACAUCCCAAAAGACAAGGCCUUCGGGAAAUACUACCCCAAACCCACAGAGACUCAGGAGCCCAUGGAUGUGGAGAACAAUCCAGAUAAGAGCGGCUACAUGAAGACAGAGCUCAUUUCUGUCUCUGAAGUACAUCCGUCCAGACUGCAGGACAACAUGUUGCCCAUGUCUCCUGAUGACUACAGGGCGUUGUCACAGUUAGUCGGCCCCAGAGACAUUGAUGCUGUGACCAGCAAUCUUCUUGGAUUUGAAGAGCUUGAUGUUCAGAUGAGUGCAGACUUGGAGUGAGACCAAAACUGUCAACUGAGAAGGUUCUUCAUUUCAUCCAAGUCUUCUUUCUGUUCUCUCUUUCAGUGUCUUUGUUUCAUCAGUGGUUGAACUCUGAUGAUCAUUUUAUCUGCUCUUAGAGGUGUGGUAAAGACCCUCACUACUUUUAAGUUAGAUACAGGUCAGUGCAGUAACCAGUCACCUUCUAGACACAUUUGAGUGAUUACAUUCACUCUACUUGGAAGUCAAAGAAUUUAGAUUUUUGCCUGAUAAUUACGAGGCCAAAAAGUAGAAAAGGCUUAAAAAGACAUUCAAAACAAAAACCCUUGAUGCUAAAGAGUACGAUAUUUAUCAGGUCCUGACGGCUUUAUGAUUUUUUUUGUUAAUUAUUCGAGUAGAAAUAAAUACAAUAAAUCUGGUCUGAAUAUGGUUUAAAUCCGGUUGAAACAUUAUUUUGUAAAUAUUUUUAAUAAAUGUGAACUAUAUCUACUCUGUUAGACAGUGAAAUUGAAGAAUGUGAAUCUGUAUGCCUUUUUUGUGACACAGGUAUUAUAAAAAUAUCCUCAUUCAUAGGACACUGUAUUAAAAGUAUGAAUUUAUGUGUUUGAAAAACAAAACACCUUUAAGUUGUGUGUUGAGGUUUCCUGUAGCCCUCUGUCUGAGCUUUUUUUUAAUCUAAAGAACUGUAUGUUUAGCUUUGCUUUUCAAAAGUGAUCUAACACUGCGGGCCGAAGCAAUAAAACUAAAAAAGCCAC